Molecule: messenger RNA, 1487 nt
Organism: Rubroshorea leprosula
Lineage: Eukaryota; Viridiplantae; Streptophyta; Magnoliopsida; Malvales; Dipterocarpaceae
Source: the annotation of a GenBank genome assembly
GCUUCGGGACUCCGACGCUGCUUCAUUUGUUCCGUUGCCCUCAGGGCUCAGGUGCCGUCGAUUCAGAGCCUGGGUUUCGCCUCGACUUCCUUUUACUCGACGUCGAUCUUAUACCGAUAGUAACCGAGCAUCUGGGAACAGUAGCUUCUCACUGUUGUUAAGAAAUGGCACUGUGGAGCAUAAAAGAUGCAUUUGACCAUCUUGCUGAGAGGCAGAAGUCCUCCUCCGCCAGAUCCCAAGAAGUAAUUGAUCAAGUUGGCCAGGAAAUUGAGCAGACAUUGGCAAGAAUCCAGUCUGUUAAUGAUCUCAUGUCUCCUGAUGAUAUGAAAUCUAUACUGGCUGAGCUAAAAGUCAAGCUUAAUAGCAUUGGUCCACUCCAACAGUUAGAACAGUUACAGAAGGAGCUAAUUAUGAGUCUCAGCAAGUAUUCUAAACUCCUUGAGAAUUCUUUCGCUGAUAUCUCCAAAGCAAAUAGAAAUGUUGACUUUGAUGUUCACACUGUAAAUCACAUCAUUGCAUACCAUUUUUACCGGCAAGGCAUGUUUGAUUUUGGAGAUUGUCUGAUAAAUGAAGCAGGGGAGCCAGAGGCAACUGGAAUAAGAUCUCACUUCUUUGAAAUGCAUCAGGUACUUAAUGGUUUGAGGGAUAGGAACCUUGAGCCUGCACUGAACUGGAUCACUGCCAAUCGGGAAAUACUCAAGCAAAAUGGUUCAACUCUUGAGCUGAAACUCCAUACUCUUCAGUUUGCAGAGAUUAUACGAAAAGGAAGUAAAAUUGAUGCGCUUGAUUAUGCCAAAACCUACCUUUCUCCCUUGGCUUCACUACACAUGAAAGCUAUCCAGCAGCUUAUGGUUUGCCUCUUAUAUGUAGAAAGGCUUGAUAGCUAUCCUUAUGCUGAGCUAAUAGCUCCAACCAAUUGGGAGAAAUUUACUGAGGAGCUGACCCAGCAGUUUUGCAGUCUCGUGGGACAGUCAAUUAGGAGCCCAUUUUCCGUGGUCAUGGCAGCUGGGAUUGAAGGGUUGCCUACAUUAUUGAAGCUGGCCACUGUCAUGGCUGCAAAGAAGCAGGAAUGGCAAGAAAUGAAACAGUUGCCUGUGCCAGUGGAAUUAGGAAGUGAAUUUCAGUUCCACUCUGUAUUUGUCUGUCCUGUGAGUAGAGAACAAGCUAGUGAAGAAAACCCACCAAUGCAGAUGCCUUGUCUACAUGUUCUCUGCAAGCAAUCAAUCAUGAAGUUAUCCAAAAACAGCUCUCGGACAUUCAAAUGUCCAUACUGUCCAACCGAGGCUUCUGCUGCACACUGCAGGCAACUAUACUUCUAAUAUAUGGAUUCCUUCCCAUAGAACAAGCAAGUGAUUCUGUGUCUAGAUUGUCCCCUUCUUCAAGCAUUUAUCAAUUAGAGUGUACAUAAAUAUUCUUUACACAUCCAUGGUUUAAUUUUAGAAUGAUCAGUCAGUUGCAUAUAAUCUUUAUAGUCAAAGUGCAGAUCU